CCUUUUUAAUUUAAGAUCUUUGACCCAAGUUUCUACAAUAUUGCAGGACAAAUGAUUGUGCAAAUGCCUGAUGUUAUAGAGCAUAAUUCACUUGAAGCUCCUACUCCUGAAGUGUCUCGGUUGGACAUAAUCAAAGCCGUUGUGUAUGGUGGCCUUGUUCAAUCCAUAACUAGCUUAUGUGUCGUAGUUUCUGCAGCGGGUGGAGAUGCUUCCACAUUGAAUAUAGUAGCUUUGGCGCUGGCAAACGUUUUUGGAGGACUUAUUGUUCUAUCUCAUAAUCUUAGAGCUCUGAAACAGGAGCAGAACACGGAGCAUUAUGAACAACAGCUUGGGAGACCAGGGCACUUUCUGCUCCAUGCAACAACUGCCAUCAUGUCUUAUCUUGUGUUUGGCCUAAUGACUCCAAUCAUUUACGGGUUUUCUUUCUACAAAAGCGAUAACAAGUACCUCAAGCUCGCAGCACUUGCAGGUGUUUCUUUCGUCUGCAUCACACUGCUGUCCACAGGAAAGGCGUUUGUCCAAAGGCCUCCAAAGGCAUAUAUGAAGACCGUUUUGUCCUACAUCGGUCUUGGCAUCAUGGUUGCUGGACCUGGAUAUAUAGCAGGUGAUCUAGCAAACAUGCUUCUUAAGAAGUUUGAAGUGUUUGAUUCAUCGUCUUCUGGUAGUAUGUCUGUGAUUGAAGCAAAAGUAGUUAAUGGAGCAUGGUCAUCUUAUUGACUAGCAUUGGCAUUCAUUUCUAGGUGUUGUGCCUUGUCAAGUAUACAAUUGUCGCUGAUAUAUUUUGUAGCUCGCAACAAUCAAUAAUGACAUUUCUGCCUCUUAAUUGUUUAUUAUACUGUUACAAAAUGAAUG
Molecule: messenger RNA, 852 nt
Organism: Chenopodium quinoa (quinoa)
Lineage: Eukaryota; Viridiplantae; Streptophyta; Magnoliopsida; Caryophyllales; Amaranthaceae
Product: membrane protein of ER body-like protein
Exons: 3
Coding region: 52-717 (221 amino acids)
Source: RefSeq, a predicted model, not a curated record